Molecule: messenger RNA, 2622 nt
Organism: Sphenostylis stenocarpa
Lineage: Eukaryota; Viridiplantae; Streptophyta; Magnoliopsida; Fabales; Fabaceae
Source: the annotation of a GenBank genome assembly
AUGUCUCCUGCGGUUUCUUGCCAAGAGAAAGGAAGUAGAAACAAGAGAAAAUUCAGGGCUGAUCCACCUUUAGGGGAUCCAAAUAAGAUCAUUCUUGCGCCUCAACUCGAGUGCCACAGUUAUGAAUUCUCUGCUGAGAAGUUUAAAAUAAAUCCAAGUCAUUGGCAAGCCACUGCUUGUGAUAUGUGUGGUGUUAGCCAAGAUUAUUCAGAUGCGCUGAAGCUCGGCCUUGGAUUAUACAGUCCUGGAACAUCUGAGGUCGGGCCUAGUCAAUCUAAGGAAGAACCUAAGACAUACGAAGUUAGUGAUGCAGAUUGGAGCGAUCUCACGGAAGCCCAACUGGAAGAACUUGUGUUGAAUAAUUUGGACACCAUUUUCAAGAGUUCAAUAAAAAAAAUUGUAGCAUGUGGCUGCACCGAAGAAGUGGCUAGGAAGGCCAUCUUAAGACCUGGUAUCUGUUAUGGAUGUAAAGAUACUGUGUCUAAUAUUGUUGAUAAUACGUUAGCAUUUAUUAGAAAUGGCCAAGUGAUUGAUAUGUCAAGAGAGCACUAUUUUAAGGAUUUAGUACAGCUUGGGAAAUAUGUCUUGGCUGAAUUGGUUUGUGUUCUACGAGAGAUUAGACCAUUCUUCAGCAUUGGGGAUGCAAUGUGGCGUUUGUUGAUCUGUGACAUGAAUGUGUCACAUGCUUGUGCCAUGGAUUGUGACCCUUUAACUAAAUUAGGUAGCGAUAAUACAGCUAAUAGCGUUUCAUCUGGCCUGGCAGAAUUACAAUCAAAAGCAGAAAAAGUCCCAGAAUUAAGUCUUCUAAGUCCAGGUAAAUCAAUUCCUGCAGGAUCUCAUGAUUCUCAAUCAAAGAAACCCUUUGUGACUGAAUUUACUGGUGUGAACAACUUCAAUUCUCAAAUUAUUGGUGGAACCUCAAAGAAUGAGGGCUCCAGUUGUGAAUCUGAUUGCACUAAUAGAGCAUUCAGCGCUGCUGGAACAUCUCAAUCUGCCCUGAUGGAUGAAAAGUACGGAACUGUUAGAAAGGUACAUUCUGGUAGCACCAGGAGGGACUACAUACUUCGACACAAGUCAUUUCAUGUAGAAAAAAGUCAUCGUUCUUGUGGGUCAAAAGGGUCUUCAAGAGGAGGGAAGCUGAAUGGCUUAAGUGGUUUAAUCUUGGAUAAAAAACUUAAACCUGUGUCCGAAUCCCCUACCAUAAAUUUUAAAGGUGCAUCCUUACAGACAAGUAAGGCAAUGGGAAUUGAUAUGACUCAAGACAAUAUUAAUACUAAUUUCUUAUGUAAUGCCGGCACUUCUAUGCCCACUGCAUUCAACCUAGAUUCUUCUUAUGGUGUUUCUAGAUCGACCAAUACUUCAUAUCCAAUUCAUGCUGCAAAUACUAUACCCGCAUUCUGUUCUCCAGUUUCAUUAUCACCUACCAAUACAGAUCUUUCUCUCUCGUUGUCUACAAAAAUCAAUCCUUCUAAAGAACCGGUUCGCAGCAAUAGCGAGGCACUUAAUGGUACUUUUAUAGGAAUUCCAUGCUUUCAGUUCUCGAGCAAGUGGAUGACUCAUAAUGGAAAGGAUGAGAUGAUUUUGAAGUUGGUUCCAAGGAUUCGAGAGUUGCAAAAUCAACUUCAAGAAUGGACAGAGUGGGCAAAUCAGAAGGUUAUGCAAGCUACUCGCCGUCUGAGUAAAGAAAAGAUUGAACUUCAGACACUAAGGCAAGAGAAAGAGGAAGUUGAACGUCUUAAGAAGGAGAAACAAUCUCUUGAGGAAAAUACCUUAAAGAAGCUCUCUGAGAUGGAAAAUGCCUUGUGUAAAGUUAGUGGGCAGGUAGAGCGAGCUAAUGCCACUGUCCGGAAGCUUGAGAUGGAGAAGGUUGCAUUAAGGAAAGAGAUGGAGGCUGCUAAGCUACGUGCUAUAGAAACUGCUGCAAGCUGUCAAGAGGUGUCAAGGAGAGAAAAGAAGACACAACUGAAGUUUCAGUCAUGGGAAAAGCAGAAAUCCUUGUUUCAGGAAGAGCUAAUGAUUGAAAAACGGAAAUUGGCACAAUUGCUGCAGGAAUUAGAACAAACUCGAAUGCAACAUGAGCAAGUUGAGGCUAGAUGGCAGCAGGAAGAAAAGGCAAGAGAAGAACUUCUCCAACAGGCUAGUUCAUUAAGAAAGGAAAUAGAUCAAAUAGAGGAAUCAGGAAAAUCCAAAGAGGAUAUGAUCAAAUUAAAAGCAGAAAGGAAUCUACAAAGGUACAGGGAUGACAUCCAAAAACUUGAAAUGGAAAUUGCCAAACUAAGACUGAAGACAGACUCUUCAAAAAUUGCUGCACUGAGAAUGGGCAUUGAUGGAAGCUAUGCCAGGAAAUGCUUGUACAUUAAAAAUGGCACAUCUCAGAAGGAAUCCCAGACUUCUUUCAUCUCUGAACUAGUCAUUGACCACAUGGCGACAGGUGGCGUGAAACGGGAACGGGAAUGUGUGAUGUGUCUUUCGGAGGAGAUGUCUGUUGUAUUCCUCCCAUGCGCUCAUCAAGUUGUUUGCACAACAUGCAAUGAGCUCCAUGAGAAGCAGGGUAUGCAAGACUGUCCUUCAUGCAGGAGUCGCAUUAGGCAACGAAUUGCUGUGCGCUUUCCUCGUAAUUGA